Jatropha curcas is the source of this 4270-nucleotide messenger RNA. RefSeq names its product disease resistance-like protein DSC1. Gene Ontology annotation, molecular function: ADP binding; protein binding. NCBI's taxonomy places the organism in Eukaryota, Viridiplantae, Streptophyta, Magnoliopsida, Malpighiales, Euphorbiaceae. The record is from RefSeq and is a predicted model, not a curated record. Gene Ontology annotation, biological process: defense response; signal transduction.
UUUUGCCGACUCUCUCCAGUCUGGAGUCAUUGCUCUCCAAGUCUCAACUCAACAAUGAAAAUGGCUUCCAAUGUUGAAACAUUCGUUCCUCCUUCUUCGAACUAUUACCAUGUCUUAUUGAGCUACAAAUUGGAAGAUACUAACAAGUCACUAGUUAGUUAUCUCUAUAAAGAACUGGAACGCAAAGGUCUUCUCUGCUUCAAAGCCAAUGAAAAACUCCCGAAAGAGAAAUCAGUUCCUUCUGAAAUCUCGAAUGCUAUCGGACUGUCAAGAUUUGCGGUUGUUAUUAUCUCAGAGACCUAUGUAUCUUCAAAUUGGUGCUUAGAUGAGCUUGAAAAGAUAAUUCAAUGCAAGGAAACUAAGGGACUCUCUGUUCUUCCUAUUUUCUACAACGUGGAUCCUUUACAUGUCAAAGACCGAGUAGAUUCUACGCUGGAGCUGGAGCAUGUGCAGAGAUGGAGAGAGGUUCUAAACAAAUUGGCUUUACUUGAUGGCUUUAAUUCUCGAGACUGGACUGAUGAUCGCAAGCUAAUUGAAGAAGUUGCAAAAGUGAUUUUGAAGGAAUGGACUGAUAAAUUCUCAAGUGAAAUUAAUGGCCUCAUUGGAAUUGAUUCGCGCAUUGAGCAAAUUCAAUCAUUAUUAACCGUGGAAUCAGAGGGUGUUGUAUUUUUAGGAAUUUGGGGAAUGGGUGGUAUUGGCAAAACCACCAUUGCUAGAGCUCUGUUUGAUCAAAUCUCUAAUGAUUUUGAAGCUGCUUAUUUUGUUGCAAAUGUUAGGGAAGAAUCAGAAAAACGUACACUACUUCGUUUACGAGAUGAAAUUCUUUCAAAAAUUUUGGAGGACAAAAAUUUAAAUAUAGGGAUGCGUAGCGUAUUACCCAGGUUAAUUGUGAACAUACUUCGACGGAAAAGGAUCCUUAUUGUUCUUGAUGAUGUUAGUAAUUUACAACAAUUGACAACUUUAGCUGGAGAUCAUAAUUGGUUUGGUUUAGGAAGUAGAAUCAUUAUAACAAGUAGAGAUAAGCAAGUGCUUAUGAAUAAAGCUGAUAAAAUAUAUGAGGUUAAGGGAUUGAAUCACUAUGAAGCUCUUCAAUUACUUAGUUUGAAGGCUUUUAAGCAAAAUCAUCCCUUUGAAGAUUAUUUAGAGUUGUCACAAAGGGUUGUCUGUUAUACUAAAGGUGUUCCUUUAGCUCUUAAUGUUUUGGGUUCAUUUUUGUACAACAAGCAAAUAGAGGAAUGGGAAUGCACAUUAGAUAAGCUAGAAGAAUAUCCUAAUUUAGAAAUUCAAAAGGUGUUAAAGAUGAGUUUUGAUGAAUUAGAGUCGGUAGAUAAGGAUAUAUUUCUUGACAUUGCAUGUUUUUUCAAAGGAGAAGAUUUAGAUUGUGUAAUGAGUAUUCUAGAUGGUUGUGAAUUUUUUCCAAAUAUUGGGAUUAGUCGUCUUAUUGAUAUGAGCCUCAUAUCCGUGGUAGAGAACAAGUUAGAUAUGCAUGAUUUGCUACAAGAAAUGGGUCAGGAUAUUGUUCGGCAAGAAUCAAAUAAAAAGCCUGGAGAACGUAGCAGGUUAUGGAUUCCUGAAAACAUUCAUCAUGUAUUGACCAAGAAUAAGGCGAACAUUGCAACUGAAGGCAUAUUCUUAGACAUCUCCAAGAUUGAAAAAGUAAACUUAAGUCCUGUAGUUUUCUCAAGAAUGUGUAACCUGAGAUUGCUCAAAUUAUAUCACAAUAGCUCUUUGUCAUGGAAAAAUCCAACUGGCUUUGUGUCAGAAUCUGCAGCAGACUCAAGUGAUGGCCUUCAAUCUCUUCCUGAUAAGCUAUGUUAUUUCCAUUGGCAUGGAUACCCUUGGGAUUCUUUGCCCUCUAAUUUUUCUAUGGAGAAUCUUGUCGAACUUAACAUGCCCUUUAGCAAAGUUAAAGAACUUUGGAAUGGAGUUAAGCCUCUUGAAAAGUUAAAAAGGGUUGAUCUUCAUGAUUCUGAGCACCUGACAACACUCCCUGAUCUUUCUUCCGCUUUCAACUUAGAGAGGCUAAUUCUUGAUAAUUGUACAAGUUUACUAGAGAUUCCCUCCUCAAUUCAGUUUCUCCACAAUCUUGUUUAUCUUAGUUUAUCUAAUUGCAAAGAGCUGCAAAGUCUUCCAAGCCUCAGUUCUUUGAAAUCUCUUACGGUUCUUAAUCUCUCUAACUGUUUAAACUUGAAGAAGUUUCCAGAAAUUUCUGAGGACUUAGAAGAGUUGCAUUUAGAUGGAACUGGAGUGGAAGAAUGGCCUAAUUCUAUUCAAUCUUUUCACAAGCUUAUGAUCCUGUCUCUGGAUCACUGUGAAGACCUUAGAAGUUUGCCAAGCAAAAUUCAUUUGGAUUCUCUUGAAAAACUCGAUCUCUCAUGGUGCUCCAAUCUUAAGAAGUUACCAGAGGUGGUAGGGGAUGUUAAGUACUUGGAUUUAGGAUACACCGCAAUAGAAGAAUUGCCAUCAUCAAUUGGGUCUCUCUCUUCACUUGUAAAGUUGAAUUUGGAAGACACAAUGAUAAAAUCAUUGCCCCCGUCAAUUGGGAAUCUCUCUUCACUAGUUGAAUUGAAUCUUAAAGAAAGUUCAAUAGAAGAACUGCCAUCAUCAAUUGGGUAUCUCUCUUCACUUGUUAAAUUGCACAUGGCAGUGACUAGUAUAGAAGAGUUGCCGUCAUCUAUUGGACAUCUUUCAUCACUUGUUGAAUUGAAUCUCGAGAAAAGUUCAUUAACCGCAUUGCCCUUGUCAAUUGGAGGCCUCACUUCGCUUGUUAAGUUGAAUCUAGCAGUGACUGAAGUUAAAGAAUUGCCCCCAUCAAUUGGGUGCCUUUCUUCGCUUGUUGAAUUGAAUUUGAGUCAAUGUCCAAGUCUUGGGAUUCUUCCAAGCAGCAUUGGUGAGCUGAAAUGUCUCGAAAAGCUUUAUCUUUGUGGCCUUAGAAAGCUUAAAAGUCUUCCAAGUGGCCUUUCUAAAUUGAAAAGACUUCAAGAUCUUUAUCUCAAUCACUGCACAAAAGUUAGCAAAUUGCCCUCUUUAUCUGGUUUUGGCUCCUUGAGAGAUCUUGUUCUAAGCUACACUGGCAUAAUAAAAAUUCCAGGCACUCUUGGCUACCUAUCGUCAUUGCAGGUUCUACUUCUAAAUGGAAACAAUUUCAUGAGAAUGCCGGCAAGUAUUAAACAGCUUUCAUGGCUGGAAGUCCUUGAAGUAUCCUACUGCAAGAGACUCAAGUCUUUGCCAGAACUUCCAUCCCGAAUAAGAGUUCUUCUUGCACAUAACUGUACAUCCUUGAAGACAGUAUCAAAUCCAUUCAUUCAACCCCAAGAAUUACAAGAACUAUCCCCGGAAGAUAAAUUUGGAUUCACAUUUGCUAAUUGCAUUAACUUGGAGAAGAAUUCAUGUGGCUACAUUGUUGAAAACACAUUGCUCAAAUUUCAACUUUUGGCAACUGCAUUACAGCAACUUUCCACAAGACAUGGAGAUAUACUAGUUUCGCCUGUUGUUUGUUUCCCAGGAAAUGAAAUUCCAGAGUGUUUCAGGUAUCAAAACACAGGAUUUUCCAUAACUACACUGCUCCCUCCUAAUUGGUAUAAGACGAAAUUAGUGGGUUUCACUUUUUGUGCUGUUAUUGAAUUGGAGAAUACUCCUUAUCAAGAUGGUUUCGUAUUCCAAUGCAACUGUCGCAUAGAAAACGAGUAUGGUGACAAUCUUGAAUUCUGUUCCAAGGAGAUCGGAGAAUGGGGGAACCGAUUUAAAUUUGAGUCAGAUCAUAUUUUCCUUUGGAACACAAGCUGUGUUGAUGUGUUAACAGAGGAAAGAUACAACCGGCUAAGGGAGAAAUCUUGCACCGCCACAUUUGAGUUCGGGUCCUUCGUUGAGGACGAUUUUAAAGUAGGAUUGCCUGCUGCAAACAAUUUCAAGAUCAAAAGUUGUGGGUUCAAUCCAGUAUACUCGAAAGGGUCCGAGAAGGAACCGAAUUCAAAGCAGAGUUGCUUAGAUUUUGGAGAACAGUUGAUGGAAAUCCAAACCAACAAGAAAAGGAGCUUUGAAGAGUAUGGAAUACAGGAGGAGAAAAAGGAAUCGCAACAUAAGAAAUUGAAAUAAUUCCUACCUGAGCGUCCUGUCGUUUUGUAAAACUGCAAAAAUCAUUUAACACCCGUCUAAUCCUUUUAUUUUUUUGCUGGUGAGUGCAACAAAUUUAUGAAAGAAGUAGUUAUUGCACUUCAUUUACUGGAAUUAGGUUGUGAAAUUAGUAAAAAAAAAAAAAAAAAAAAAAAAU